Messenger RNA from Durotheca rogersii, 1748 nucleotides. RefSeq lists its product as uncharacterized. NCBI's taxonomy places the organism in Eukaryota, Fungi, Ascomycota, Sordariomycetes, Xylariales, Xylariaceae. The coding region runs from base 214 to 1293 and encodes 359 amino acids. The record is from RefSeq and is a predicted model, not a curated record. Gene Ontology annotation, molecular function: ubiquitin protein ligase activity. The transcript has a single exon. Gene Ontology annotation, biological process: protein polyubiquitination; protein monoubiquitination.
GGUACCUAUGGCACAUGUACCUAUUCAUUUAAACAUGGAGGUAUCCAUGGAUCUGAUUAUGUAAACUCCUCCAUCACUCAGUAGACUUUCCGGCUUAGAGGUGGAGAGCCUCCCACCUUAUUGCAACCAACCGCGAUACCCUCGCAUCUUCGCUUCCGUGGUCUUCCGCCGCCGCCCCAGCCGCUAUCGUCCUCCCCAGAUGCGAGCGGCCAUAUGGAUGCGGGCGUCGACACGAAUGACGUCCGCUCGAAAGUGCUUCAAAAUACCCUAGCAGAAGUCGCAUCACGGAGCCGAGAGGACACAGACGAUCCGACCGAAGCCUGCUGUGUCAUCUGUCUCGAUAGCAUCACCCAACCUUGCGCCGCCCGUCCUUGCAGCCAUCGCAACUUCGACUACGUCUGCCUCCUAAACUGGCUAGAACGGCAGACCACAUGCCCGCUUUGCAAAUGUCAGAUCGAGGAGGUCUGGCACGACCUCGAGGGCGACGACCCCGACAAGAAGACGGCCGUCUACAAAGUCCCCCGUCCGACAGAGCAGCCGUCGCAACAGCGUAUACAACCACAGCUUCUGCCCUAUCCUCCCCGGAGUGACCCCCUGCGGCCGGACCGACGACGUCAUGAAGAUGCACCUCGGCGGGUGACGCCGGAUGAGGCGAUCCUCCGCCGGCGACACAUCUACCGAAACCAGCUCUACUCCUUGCACGUAGGCUCGAAUCGUAGAUCCGGGUAUCGAGAUUUGACACCCCAGAUUUUCGCAUCCGACCCCGGCAUGGUCUCGAGAGCGCGGACUUGGCUGAGAAGGGAAUUACAAGUAUUCGAAUAUCUCCACACACCACCGACAGGACAGUUCAGCGACGAAGCGACGACGAGGAGGCGCGCGAACAAUGCCGAGUUCCUGCUCGAGUAUAUCAUCGCAAUUCUCAAAACCGUCGACAUCCAAGGGAGCCAAGGACAGGCAGAGGAGAUGCUCAAGGACUUCCUCGGCCGCGACCAUACGAGGCUACUCCUUCACGAGCUGAACAACUUCCUGCGCAGCCCGUUAUCAAUCGAGGCUUGGGAUCGGAAGGUACAAUACCCCCCGAUAAGGAAGCGGCCGAUGGAGGACGGGCAAGAUAACCAAGACGAACGAGCAAGGCAGAGUCAUCGGAGACGAUUGGCAGACGCAGAGCUGAAUGGGCGGCCCCACGGAGAGCCGGCUGGGCAGAGAUGGCGAGCGGGCAGUUCAUAUCGCCCUACCUACACAAGUCACUACCAUCGAACAGCGGAAGACCGUCGUCGGCCUCGACCCGACUAAAUCCAUAUACCCCCCUAACUCCUCUCGUAUGCACAUUGCGGCCUGGACAGACUGUCUCGGGAUCAUAUCUGUUCCUGUCACAUCCUCCGAGUACAUCUAACUACGCAUCGUAUCAAAUCAUCGCCUCUACAAGAUUCGUUAGAAACCCGACCUGUAGCGUUUUCUGGCAUUAGUUUCCUUUGCGCCGUGCCAUUUAUCUAGCUGUUGGGAAACGGUAGUGAAAAUCCCCUGCCGGUGCUGUUGGGGCCGCAAGAAACUAGAUAGAAUUUUACCAAGAGUAGAGGUUUGGAUAAUGAAAAACUUCUUCAUGCCUAUCUUUAUUUUUAUUUUCUUUUGCCUAGGUGCCUACAUCUACCUUAGCACCCCUAGGUAGUUACGGUUCAUCGUUGCAUUAGCCUACGUAUGUCCCUCGGUCUCAAUUCGAGAACAGGCCUAGAGCUGUCCGUGGCUCCGCG